This is a messenger RNA of Rhizophagus irregularis DAOM 181602=DAOM 197198, 459 nucleotides long. The record is from RefSeq and is a predicted model, not a curated record. Lineage: Eukaryota; Fungi; Glomeromycota; Glomeromycetes; Glomerales; Glomeraceae.
AUGAUAAAAUCAUAUGUAUUAGCUGAUAGUUGUAAAAGAACAGACAAUCAAGAUAAUGAUCACAAUGAGUCUUUUGAUGAUUCUAGAAAAUAUAAUAAAAAAGAUUCAAGGAGAACAAAAUUUUCACCAAUAUUACCACCAUUGGAAGAUCAAACAAGCUGGCCUGCUCCCGCCCAAGUUUUAAUUAAAGAUAAAGAAAAGGAAAUGGUUGAUUUUUUGGAAAAGAAACAAACUAAUGACUCCUAUGCCAAAAAAGAAGAGAGUUUGGUUGAUGACCCUGAUAAGAAACAGUCCAUAAAUCCGAAAGAUGUUGCCAUCCCUGAAUCAGAGUUCAAACUUCAGUCUCUUAAGCCUAUUGUGCUUUCGGGUAUCAGAAAUGUCAAUUUGAUAGAAACUUCAGAUUGUGUAUUCAAGGUUGGACGUACUAUAGGAAUAACUAAAGGACGUAUUGACGAUUAA